Gopherus flavomarginatus (Mexican gopher tortoise) is the source of this 1962-nucleotide messenger RNA. RefSeq names its product CTD small phosphatase 1 (gene CTDSP1). Gene Ontology annotation, molecular function: RNA polymerase II CTD heptapeptide repeat phosphatase activity. The transcript has 7 exons. The coding region runs from base 12 to 1052 and encodes 346 amino acids. The record is from RefSeq and is a predicted model, not a curated record. Lineage: Eukaryota; Metazoa; Chordata; Testudines; Testudinidae.
GUCCGGGUUCCAUGUUUGUAGCAGAAAUUGUGAAGAGGAAACUCCAUGUUGUAACAAAGUUUCCUCCGCGGGCGCCUCUUUCUCUCUCCCCCUUUUUUGUUUUUAUUCCCCCCCCAUUUCCCUUCCCCCUUUUUUCCUUUUGUUGGGGGGGCCAUUUUCCCCCCGCUCCCCGCCGCCCGAUCCGCCCCCGAAGUAACUCCUGGAGGAUCGGAGCGCGGCGGGAGGAGCCAGCGGAGGAGGGACCCCCCCCGGCCAACACUUCUGGGCUAAUGGACAGUCAGUCCAUGAUCACCCAGGUUAGCAAGGAAGAGGCGAACACCCCUCUGCAGGAGAAAGGUGCUCACAGCCCAUCGCCGUCCAAGAAGCCCCGGAACCGCAGCAUCUUCCAUUCCCUCUUCUGCUGCCUCUGCCAUGACGCCUCGGACCCCGUCCCGGUCAACAACAACGCGCCGCUGCUGGUGGAGGAGAACGGCGUCGUGCCCAAGGCCGCUGUCAAGUACCUCCUGCCCGAGAUCAAACCCCAGGACGCCAGCAAGCUGUGCGUGGUCAUCGACCUGGACGAGACGCUGGUGCACAGCUCCUUCAAGCCCGUGAACAACGCCGACUUCAUCAUUCCUGUCGAGAUUGACGGCAUCAUGCACCAGGUGUACGUGCUGAAGCGCCCGUAUGUGGACGAGUUCCUGCGGCGCAUGGGUGAGCUCUUCGAGUGUGUGCUCUUCACCGCCAGCCUGGCCAAGUACGCGGAUCCUGUGGCCGACCUGCUGGACAAAUGGGGAGCUUUCCGCGCCCGUCUCUUCCGCGAGUCCUGCGUCUUCCACCGCGGCAACUACGUGAAGGACCUGAGCCGCCUGGGCCGGGAUCUGAGCCGCAUCAUCAUCGUGGACAACUCCCCAGCCUCCUACAUCUUCCACCCCGACAACGCGGUGCCAGUGGCGUCGUGGUUUGAUAACAUGGCCGACACGGAGCUCCUGGACCUGCUGCCUUUCUUUGAGGGACUCAGCAAAGUGGACGACGUUUAUACAGUGCUAAAGCAGCACCGGACUAGCAGCUAGUGACCCGGGGCCGGGCGAGAUGCCAGCCUGGCAGGAUUCCCCAGCCCUCCCCCUGCCGGCCGCCCCACUGAUCUACCCACAAGCCCCAGCGUCAGCCUGCAGCUUCUCCAGGGCGCAGAGCGGAGGCUGUGGCAGGCGGCAGAGGGGCUGGGCGGGGAGCCCAGUGUGGGGCUCACACCCGCCAGGCAUGGGGGAGACGCCCGGCUGCAUCACUGGAAACCAGCCACAAACCUGGACUUUUGUCGUCACGUAACGGUUCUUCUCCUGUAAACUGGGGAGGGCCGGAGGGCAACAGAACCACAGCCCGGUCCCCUCUGAUUGGGCUGGGGGGCAACAGAACCACAGCCCGGUCCCCUCUGAUUGGGCUGGGAGGCAACAGAACCACAGCCCGGUCCCCUCUGGUUGGGUUGGGGGGUCCAGCACCACGGCCCAGUCCCGUCUGAUUGGGCUGGGGGGCAACAGAGCCACAGCCCGGUCCCCUCUGAUUGGGCUGUGGGGUCCAGAACCACGGCCCGGUCCCCUCUGAUUGGGCUGGGGGGCUCAGGACCGCAGCCUGGUGCCCUUAGCUGGGCCAGGGGGUUCACAGAACUGCGCCCCAGCCCCAUCGCGCUUGCCAUGGAGGUGGGAGAGGCAGUUGGGGUUGGUUCCAGGAACCGGAUCCAGAGGUGCUUAGCCGGGGGGGGCAGAGACACUGUCACUCCCCGGUGCAGGGUGCAAAGUGCCCCCAGGAGGUGGGUGGGGGCACAUUCACCUGCUUUGCCUGGAUGGGAACAACUCCCCCGGCUGUGGGCGAAGGGAAUUUGCAGGGCCUGUGACCCAUACGAGAGCUGGGUCCCAGAUCCUUCCCCCUCCAGAGGGCCCUGGGCUCCUGUUACCCACUGGUGGGGUGCGGCCCUGUUCCGGGGGGGCA